This is a messenger RNA of Saccostrea echinata, 2463 nucleotides long. RefSeq lists its product as uncharacterized. Bases 76 to 2388 code for a protein of 770 amino acids. NCBI's taxonomy places the organism in Eukaryota, Metazoa, Mollusca, Bivalvia, Ostreida, Ostreidae. The transcript has 6 exons. The record is from RefSeq and is a predicted model, not a curated record.
UUGUUGAUUAUAUUAAGUUUUUAAGUAGAUCUACCACAACCUAUUAUCAUGUGCUCUGUCAGCUCUCAUUGAGACAUGCAGUUCGAUGUCCGACUGGUCAUUUUCUUUGGAAAUAUAUUGUAUAAUCAUGUAGCAGAUGCUCUAACAAAAUAUGCCUGCGUGAGUUUUAGCGGUUUUGGGGGUAAGUUAGGUGGUUAUGGAGGCGUAGUUGGCGGAGGUUGGGAUUUUGACGAUUUCAACAGUAAUUCGGCCUCAGCUUCGUCUGAAGAAUUCGGAAUGAGGUUUGCACCAUAUGCUGGUUACGGAACUCUCCAGCACGGAAUCGCCCCAGGAGUCGGAACACCUGCACAAGUCGGCGCAUCUGCACCUGGUAUGUCUCCUGGAACCUCCCCUCUUGCAGCGGGAGGGUUGUCUCCAAAGAAUACAGCGGGAAUGUCUUUCGGCCUACCGAACUCUGCCGCAAGCCUCGGAGGUGCUUCUCAUAUCACUGGACAGGGCUCCGGCGCUGCGGGAGCACCUGCUGGACAAAUGCCAUUUCAACCGGUGCCACCUGGAAAUCCUGGAGUGGUCUUGUCUGGAAGUCUUUCAUGCGCAGAUCGUCCACAGACAACCAUUUUGAUUACAAAACUGGUGUACGGUAAUGGUGGAAUAUACACCUGUUCCGCUCCCGAUGAAGAAUGUGAUGUUGUAGACUACCAGGAUCCGGAAAUCACGCCAUUUUGUGACGGCCAAGUUAGAUGUUUGAUAAGGACGACAGGGAAAAAAUUAAUCCCAUGUCAAACGACUAGUAAUUUUGUCCAUGUGGAGUACGAGUGUAUUUAUCCUUGGUCUUCUUUCAACAUCUGCAAAGACAUCAAAACGGUUGUUCGAGAACCGGAAGUAUAUGUUAUGUCCCCCAGCUUCUUCCGGGCAGAAUCCCCGCCAUCCAAAGUAUGCGAAUGCAUCUUGAAAGGUCGUUAUGACAACCGCAUUAUGGCUCAGUACGUUCAUACAGACAUAGAAGAAAUGGCGAAUCAUUCAUGCCCGGAGAGUUUUGUCUUGUUUGAGAGUAAACUGAGUCCAAAUCAGACCGAAUUGGAGAAAAAGACCGAAGUUUGUGGACGACGGUCUCUCAACAAUUACUUGUAUAAGGGUGAUCUCAGAAUUACUUUUAAGGACUCGGAUUCAGGAAAGAAGAGUGGAUUUGUUUCUAAAUUGCUUGUUCCACCUGUUGGUAUGGGCGUACAAGUGGAGAUUGCCUUGGAAUGCGGACCUGUACGAAUGGAAGGGGAGCCAACUCCUGAUCCAAACAGUAUUAACAGGAAUAAUUUCGGACCGAUGCCAUUUCCGGGACCGUUUGGACCAUAUUCCCCAUUAGGAACUCUCAAUUCCCAAUUUCAACAGUCUCCGAGAAUCCCAGCUCCUCCUGUUUUUGAAGGGGUUCAAACUAUGCAGACUUCGGGUUGGAGAGCCCCGUUUCCAGUCAUUAACACUGGUCCUAUGAAUUGGGGAAGACCUACCACAAACUGGGGUUCUCCUCAGUUCCAAUUUCCAAAGUUUUCUGCUGGUCCACAGAACACACAAUCUGCUUCCACCACCAGUAGUCCUCCCGCAGCUUGGUCCAGAAAUGAAAAACCACCAAUCCCUAGCAACAACAGACCAGCGCUGAUGACAGCAACGAGAAAACAACAGCCUCAGCCAAGACGAAAUCAAGGACAGGCUAACAGACGUCCAGUUCCACCAAAAAGAGCCCAAAGUCAACCAAACAGAGGUAAUAAUCAGGCAAGAAGGGGUCAAGGUCAACCAAACAGAGGUCCAAGUCAGCCACGAAGAGGUCCAGUACAGCCAAAGAGGGCAAGGAUUGAAAGUAGAAACACAGUACUAGAAACAAAAGACAGUGGUGUGGACGGAACAGGGCGAAUGGUUGGCUACGUCAUCGGUGGAGUUGGUGCCGCCAUGACGGCUUUCUGCGCUCUCUUCAUCUCUUUGUACUGCACAAGAAGAAGGAAGAGAGAAAUAGAAAGGAAAGCGUCACAAAGGUCAGAGGUCGAUCUUGCCGACUCAUCAUCAAGUAUAGAGGACACGCCUGUUUACAGGGUACCUUCUGCUGAGGACCACGUGCAUCCAUCAGCGCGUGCCAAUACAGGUCACGUGAAUCAAGCUUAUGAUGGAAAUGACGCGUCCUGUGACAAACUCAGCGUGAGGUCUGGGUCGUUUGAGAAUAUCCACCUGCAAGACGAUGACAAUUAUCUGUCAUUGGAUGAGAUAGAAGAGGCGAGAAAAAGGGAACGUGGAGACGAUGCUUCUCCUUCCUUAGAGUUGAGGAUCGACUCUAAGUAUUGUCAAAGUCGAGAGGUUGUCAGACGAUCUCAUUAUAUUGAGGGGUCUGUCUAUGAUAACAAUAUUUAGAUCUAAGAAAAUCCGAAAACUGAUGAUUUUACAUUUGUUUUUAAAUGUAAAUAAAUAUAUACAUAUAUAAACACA